This is a messenger RNA of Striga hermonthica, 564 nucleotides long. The record is from the annotation of a GenBank genome assembly. Lineage: Eukaryota; Viridiplantae; Streptophyta; Magnoliopsida; Lamiales; Orobanchaceae.
AUGAAUCACUUGGCUGUUCAGCAGAAAGGUUUCGCCGCCGGCGAGGAGAUGAGGGCCGCCGCCGCCGCUUACAGAUCUGUGGAUAUGAAGGAAUCGGUGGUCUGCCCCAAGCCGCGGCGGCUCGGUUUGCUUCAUGCAACCCUUACCGAACCUUCUCCAGUGAGACCCCUGCGAUGGCAUUCUAGCCUUAAUCAAGAGGUUUUUGAUGCAAAAGCUGGAAAUGAGCUCCUAGACUUCAUCCUGACAAAGGGCACUACUAAUUGUGGCUCCGAUCAAUCGGCCACACCAAUAGCCUCGUCGCCCCCUUUUUUUUGCGGGUCUCCGCCGAGCAGAGUAUCUAACCCACUAAUUCAAGACUCUCGAUUUGGUGACGAGAAAUUCACACCGAUCUCUCCACGCGCGAUCCUCACGCCAUCCAGCCCGGCCCAUUCUCCCUCAUCCUCGGCCCGCAAACCCAACAGCUGUGUCCGUGCAAAUUUUGGGAACAACCCAGCUGUCAGGAUCGAGGGCUUCGACUGUCUCGACCGGGAUAGGCGCGGCUGUAGCAUCCCUGCUCUUGCCUGA